Molecule: messenger RNA, 698 nt
Organism: Cylicocyclus nassatus
Lineage: Eukaryota; Metazoa; Nematoda; Chromadorea; Rhabditida; Strongylidae
Source: the annotation of a GenBank genome assembly
AUGAAUACGAAUAUGUAUGCGAAAAUAUGCGACAAAGGUGGUGUCGAUGAUGACAUUGAUGAACGAAUAUUUCGUAGACCGGGUCUCGUUCUGAACGAAAGCGAGAGGAGGAUUCAGUCGCUUCUGGAGGUGGUCAAGGCCCAAGUUUUGUGGACGAGCGCAGUUUUCUCCCGAGCCAGCUGCAACCAUAAUGCGGGAUCACACGUCCCAGCCGAAUAUGAUGCAAUCGCCAGAGCACCACAUCUUACAGCAUCACAGGAUCAUAGGAUGCAUAGGAUGUUACAGAUUGACGUGUUCGCAUCAAAGUAUUCGCAUCUUACAAAACUAGGCGAUAUCGAAGAAACUGAAGAUGAAGACGUGCCAUGGACUGGAGAACAACCGUUGAACAAGCUGUCAAAGCUGAAGACCACUCUUACUAGUGGUCAUGCUGCUGGCUAUUGAUGGAACGGCUCUCUCAAAAAAACCAUCGAGAGACCUACAAAAAUAACAGUUGUGUUUUGUGUUUUGGUUUUGUUUCAUUAGGUUUUCGCAAUAAUGCAUUUUUUCUUAGAGUAAUCAAUUUGCUUGUACUCUUGUAGAAUGUGAAUAGCUUUUCUUUUUUUGCUUAUUUCCAAAAAUACUAUGCAAAUAUUCUCUCAAUUUUUGCUUAUCUUAUCAGGCCAAGCAGAACGGCUUCACGUUGGGUUCCCAUGACCAUG